AUAUCCCAACACACAAAACCACAAAGAAAAAAAAUAAAAAUAAAUAAAUAAAUAAAUCAUGAGUACUAGCACCGUUGCUGUUGGUGUUGCCCUUGCCCUUGUCUUCUCACAUAUAGCUACCCUGUUUGUGGCAUCUGCAGCAGGCCUUGGGUGCGAUGCACCAGAGCAGGGCCCAGACCUCCGCGUCCUCCACGUCAACAGCCCCUGCUCCCCACUGAGGCCCAAGACAAUGCCCCUCUCGUGGGCGGACUCCGUCCUCCAGAUGCAGUCCAACGACCGAGCCAGGCUCCAGUACCUCACCAGCCUUGUCGCGGGCCGCUCCAUCGUGCCCAUAGCUUCGGGCCGGGCCAUCACCCAGAACCCGACCUACAUUGUCCGGGCCAAGAUAGGCACCCCCGCCCAGACCCUCCUCGUAGCCAUAGAUACAAGCAACGACGCCGCGUGGUUCCCCUGCGCUGGCUGCCUUGGCUGCUCCUCCGCCACAUAUAAUCCCUCCAAAUCCACCACAUUCAAGCCUGUCGCGUGCGGGGCCCCACAAUGCAGCCAGGUAACGGCCCCAAGUUGUAGCGGCACCACAUGCGGUUUCAACCGGACGUAUGGCAGCUCCUCAGUCGCGGCCGACCUCGUGCAGGACAACAUUACCCUGGCCACCGACCUCAUCCCCGCGUACACCUUUGGGUGCGUGCGCGGGACCACAGGCAACUCCUUCCCGGCGCAGGGCUUGCUUGGGUUGGGCCGAGGCCCACUAUCUCUACUCUCCCAAACCACUCAGCUCUACAACUCCAUAUUCUCCUACUGCCUCCCCAGCUACAAGUCGCCCAACUUUGCCGGAUCCCUCAGGCUGGGCCCCAACAGCCAGCCCAAGACCAUCAAAACGACGCCGCUCCUCAAAAAUCCCCGGAGGUCAUCUCUCUACUAUGUCAACCUAUUGGCCAUUAGAGUUGGGAGAAGAGUCGUAAACAUCCCGCCAUCUGCUUUCGCAUUUGAUCCCACCACAGGCGCAGGCACAGUAUUCGAUUCAGGGACGGUAUUUACGAGCUUGGUGAAGCCGGCGUACGUGGCAGUGAGGGACGAGUUUCGGCGAAGGAUGAACGCGACAGUGUCGACGCUGGGAGGAUUUGACACGUGCUACAAUGUGCCAAUCAACGUGCCGACCAUAACUUUCAUGUUCUCCGGGAUGAACUUCACCCUCCCGCAGGAUAACUUCAUCAUCCGAAGCUCGGCGGGCAACACAGCCUGCCUGGCCAUGGCGGCGGCCCCAGACUCCGGCGUGAACUCUGUCCUCAAUGUGAUCGCCAGCUUCCAGCAGCAGAACCAUCGCGUGCUGGUGGACGGCCCUAACUCCAGGCUCGGGGUUGCGCGUGAGCAGUGCAGCUAGAUUAAUUUUAAUGUGGGCACUUUAUUUAAUUGAAUCGCGAAUUUAAUUUUAUUUUGAAUUGCGGGAUUUCGUUGUGGUGUUUGUUGUUUUCUUGUGACUUUUGAAAUUGCUGUGCGGUGAGGUGAGGCAUAGUAUGGGGAUGGACAACUGUUGUUUGUUUGUAGUUUUGUGUUGGUCACGGGUGUGAGUGUGAUGGUUCGUUCAAUAUAUGAUAAUGUCUGUUUGCACUUUGCAGUGUGAUUUUGUCCUCUCUGUCUUUCUAUGCUAUCAUAUAUCGUGCUUCAAAACCAAAUCCGUCGUUUUGAUUCAUAUGGUAUAAACGUGUAAACAUGUGAUGUGAGUUGGGAACUUGUGGAUUGCCCAUUCUUAAUUAAUUUUGC
Striga asiatica is the source of this 1758-nucleotide messenger RNA. Lineage: Eukaryota; Viridiplantae; Streptophyta; Magnoliopsida; Lamiales; Orobanchaceae. The record is from the annotation of a GenBank genome assembly.